AUGCAGGGGAAGGUUGUCAGUGUACAUGGUGCUGAUGCACAAUGGUACGAACCUACUCAAAUACCACAGGAUAAAUACUUGAAGAUAGUUCAAGGGCGGAAUCUUUUUCUAGUGACAUUUAUCACUGGCUCUGCAGUGAUUUGGGGCUUGAGUUUGAUACCCCAAUGGUGUAUGUAUCGUUCGGUGUCAUGGAUGUACCGGAAGUAUUGCAGAGGCCGAGUGCUUGAUCUCACUCCAAAGGUGGCAGACGCAAGGGAUGUGAGAUAUUACGAGAUGUCAAAUGCUGUUCGUGUCGAAUUUAUUGUAAAGGAAAGGGUUGAUGACGACGAAUACAAAACCGACUUGUCGCUUUCUGAAGAGGAGCAAACUGAAAGGCGGCGGGCUCUGACUUUGGGUUUUAUGUUGAAGAAUGAUUAUAACUGGGCUGGGAGCUCUAUAACUUUUGACACUGUUGAGCGGAGGGAGACCGAAAUGCCCGACUUCAGGAAAUACGAUACCGUUGUGAUUCGGAAUGAAUUGUUGAACAUGGGUCAGGAAGGGGCGCGGAAGAUGUUGAACUCAGCCGCGGCCUACGUUAAGGAGGGAGGGUAUGUUCUUCUUAUGGACUUUGGAAAACCCAGAUGGCCGCUGUUAGCCUCGCUCACUCGCUGGUUCGGUGCUGCGACGCGCAGCUCAAUGAACCUUACUCACGAUUACGGAAGGUGGGUGGCAGAGGACAACUGCUACUCAAUUAUAGCGGAACGGAGGUGCCUUAUGGGGGUUCACUACGCAUUCGUGUUACAGCGAAAGCCAUGA
Messenger RNA from Trypanosoma brucei brucei TREU927, 795 nucleotides. RefSeq lists its product as hypothetical. Bases 1 to 795 code for a protein of 264 amino acids. The record is from RefSeq and is a predicted model, not a curated record. The transcript has a single exon. Lineage: Eukaryota; Euglenozoa; Kinetoplastea; Trypanosomatida; Trypanosomatidae.